AUGGGGUUGAGGAUGGAGCUGCCCGCACCUCUGCAGCGCCUGCCGGGGGCUGUGAAGCUCCUCGCCGUCUCCUUCCACGUCCUCCUGCUACUACUGCUCCAGGCGCCCCAGACCUGCUGGGGAAAGUACGUGAAAGGGAACAUCAGCACCAAGGAGGACUGGGUAUUCUUGACUCGAUUCUGCUUCCUUUCUGACUAUGGGCGCCUGGACUUCAGAUUCCGCUACCCAGAGGCCAAAUGCUGCGAGAACAUCCUUCUUUAUUUUGAUGAUCCUUCCCAGUGGCCCGCCGUCUACAAGAAGGGAAACAAGGAUUGUUUGAUGAAGGAGUCUGUGAUCCGCCCAGAGAACAAUCAGGUGAUCAACCUCACCACCCAGUAUGCCUGGUCUGGAUGCCAGUUGGUGACAGAAAAUUCGGUGCGGUACUUGAGCUGCGCCAGCGGCAGGAGUUUCCGCUCGGUUCGUGAGCGGUGGUGGUAUGUGGCGCUCAGCAAGUGUGGGGGCGAUGGGCUGGAACUAGAGUAUGAGAUGAUCCUCACCAAUGGCAAAUCGCUUUGGACGCGGCACUUCUCAGCUGAUGAGUUCGGCAUCCUGGAGACAGACAUAACUUUCCUGCUUAUCUUCAUCCUAAUCCUCAUCAUCUCCUGCUACUUUGGCUAUCUUUUGAAGGGACGGCAACUUCUCCACACCACUUACAAGAUGUUCAUGACGGCGGCUGGGGUGGAGGUGCUCAGCCUGAUGUUCUUCUGCAUAUAUUGGGGCCAGUAUGCGAGCGAUGGCAUUGGAAACGGCAGCCUCAAGAUCUUGGCCAAGCUCCUUUUCUCCGUCAGUUUCCUGAUCUUCCUCCUGAUGCUCAUCCUUCUGGGAAAAGGAUUCACUGUCACCAGGGGUCGGAUCAGCCACACUGGCUCUAUCAAGCUUUCUGUGUACAUGACGCUCUACACUAUCACUCAUGUCGUGCUCUUCAUCUACGAGGCUGAGUUCUUUGAUCAAGCGCAGGUGCUGUACACUUACGAGUCGCCGGCUGGAUACGGCCUGAUCGCCUUGCAGUUUGUGGCUUACAUCUGGUUCUGCUACGCCAUCCUGAUCACUCUCAAGCAGUUCCCGGAGAAACAGCCCUUCUAUGUGCCAUUUUUCGCCGCUUACACCCUCUGGUUCUUUGCUGUCCCAGUCACUGCGCUUAUUGCCAACUUUGGCAUCCCCAAGUGGGCACGGGAGAAGAUAGUCAACGGGAUCCAGUUGGGCAUCCACCUUUAUGCCCAUGCCGUAUUUCUGAUCAUGACACGGCCCUCGGCAGCCAAUAAGAACUUCCCGUACCACGUGCGGACAUCGCAGAUCGGGAUUGUGGAGGAGGUGGCGUCCGGGGCCAAGUUCCCGCACCACGUGUACGGCAAUGUGACGUUCAUCAGCGACUCGGUGCCCAACUUCACGGAACUCUUUUCCAUCCCACAGAGCACCGGGAGCAGCUCAAGCAACCCCCGCAAACAGGUGGAGGAGACGUCAUCCGCCGACCGUAACCUGACCCCCAGCUGCGUGGUCACCACCUCGGAGCUCAGCGGUGCCCCUGUGCUGUUGAAACCGUCCCUGGGGGGCGAGAGCCAGCCGCCCCCCUAUCAGCUCCAUGCGCCCCAACUCCACCAGCACAAUGGCUACACCGAGUAUUUUAGCAUGCACACGACGGGUGCCCGUCCCGUCUAGGCUUCUCCUUGACUGUCCUGAUCCUUUGUGGCUUCCUCCGCUUCCUUUCUCAACAUUUUUCUUGUGGGGGGGGGCCCUGCCUCAACCCCAACCCCAGUUUCUCCUCUGGGCACCCUCCUCCUCGCUCCAUCUUCUGCCAUCUUCUAUUCCAAUUUGUGUCCUACCAUAUCAGAGGGCUAUUUUAUCCUGUUGUCUCCCUGGAAUACCACAGUUUAGUGAGAGUAUUGGGACAUUGGAUGCUUGGCUUGGGAUAGAAUUGGGGUCCCUCCCCUCCCACCAUCUUACUGCCCCCCACUCAGUACGAUAGAGGGCGUGACUCUUCUCCUCGCCUAGUUAAUUACCUAAAAGACAUCUAUCUGUACGAUACAUCUCUGUCCUUCCCCAAGCUAUGGUCGUACGCUGCCUGCCUCUGUGGGAAGCUGCCACUGGGGGAAGCCAGGGACUGGAUUAACAUGACCAGCGCGUGAUUCUCUUCCACCCCUAUUUCAGUCAGAGCGACAGGCCUAUCUUUGGCUGCCAUCUCCCCUGUAGACAGUUUGACUCCAAAGGGAGGUCACCAUAGUCUUCUCACAGCCGCCAUUGUGGUUGAACGACUCUCCUGCCUGGAUGCAGAUGGGAGGGACUGCAGACAUCCCGGCUCAGACUGGCUUUGUAACAAUGUUCUCCUGUAUUAUUGCUCCCUUCCGAUGCUGCCCUUUUCCUGCUACUUUACAGUGGUAGCAGGCAUUCCCUUUGUCCCAUUUCCUUGACCCCCCCCCAGGUGGCGGCGUUUGCCCUCCUCCCUUUCCCCGUGAUGGUGCUGUGGGUUCUGCUCCCUGAUGACGGUGAAUUUCUGAAAUUCACCAGAGUGGGCUCUUUUUUUGCCA
Molecule: messenger RNA, 2561 nt
Organism: Zootoca vivipara (common lizard)
Lineage: Eukaryota; Metazoa; Chordata; Lepidosauria; Squamata; Lacertidae
Gene: TMEM145
Product: transmembrane protein 145
Biological process (GO): response to pheromone; G protein-coupled receptor signaling pathway
Source: RefSeq, a predicted model, not a curated record